AUGGAAAAGGAGAAGCUCCCUCCUGUAAACGUAUCCAAACCCGACGAUGUGGAAGUCGGCCAGGUCUCCUCGCUCGACGAAGCCGAGCUCUUCCUCCACGAGCACGGCGUCUCCCACGAACAACUUCAGGCCAUGCUCGACGACCCCGUCCGGACGAGGAAAUUGAGACGACGCAUUGAUCUGAUCUUGCUCCCGCUCAUGUGCGGCACAUACUGUCUUCAAUACAUCGACAAGCAGGCCUUAUCGUACAGUGCGGUGUUUGACUUGUUCACCGAUGCCCAUAUCGACAGUAACCAGUACAGCUGGCUUGCCAGUAUCUUCUACUUUGGGUAUCUGUUCUGGGAAUACCCGGCCAGUUAUAUUGCACAGCGGCUGCCGAUUGGCACCGUUGUGUCGAGUUUUGUAAUUGCCUGGGGUGCGAUUCUCAUGAUCACCGCGGCCUGCCAUAACUUCACGGGGAUGGCUGUGUGUCGGUUUUUGCUGGGGUGCUUUGAAUCGCCAAUCACUCCGUGUUUCAUGAUGAUUGUGGGCAUGUGGUAUGUUCGUCAAGAGCAGCCCUUCCGCGCAGGGAUCUUCUACUGCUGUAACGGGGUGGGGUCGAUGGUUGGUGGACUCAUCACCUACGGCAUCGGCCAGAUGGACGGCUUUCCCGUCUGGCGCGCUGUAUUCCUCAUCUGCGGUGGCGCCACCAUCCUCUGGGGAAUCCUGAUGCUGCUCUUUCUCCCGAACAGUAUCCUCUCCUCGAAACGCUUCUCCGUGGAAGAAAAGAUCAUGCUCGUUGGCCGCGGAAAGCAGAACCAGACUGGUAUCCUCAACCGCUCAAUCAAGUGGUAUCAGAUCCGCGAAGCCCUCAUCGACCCGCAAGUCUGGCUGUUGUUCCUGUUCACUCUUCUGAAUGAGACCGUCAACGGGGGUGUAGCAAACUUCGGCAAACUCAUCAUCCGCGGCCUAGUCUCCAGCUCGCUGCUAACCACGGUCCUGAGCAUCCCCCAAGGCGCCUUCCAGGUCUUCUUCAUUCUGUCCGGCACAUACCUCUCCUCGCGCGUCAAGAACAUCCGCACGGUCAUCAUGGCCGUGUAUCUCAUCCCGACGGUGAUCGGAGUCUGCCUGCUCUGGCAGCUGCCGCGGACGAAUCGCUACGGCGUGUUGUUCGGAUACUACAUCGUCGGAUCCUUCGUGACCUCGCUCGUCCUCGCGCUGCAGAUGCCCUCCAGCAACAUGGGCGGCUACACCAAGCGCGUCACGGCCACGGCCUUUGUGUUCCUGGCCUACUGCAUCGGGAAUAUCAUCGGCCCGCACGCGUUCCUGGCCGACGAGGCGCCCGUGUACGCGACGGGGUGCAAGUUGAUCCUGGCGUGUGCGUUGUGUCAGAUGGUGAUCGCGGGGAUGUUGCGGGUGCUGUUGGCGCGGAGGAAUCGUCAGCGAGAAGUGGAAUCAGGUGCCACUGCUGAAAGGGUAGGAGAGGAAGGAGAGGUGAUGGCCGAUUUGACGGAUUUCGAGAAUCCGCAAUUUCGCUAUGUUUUUUAA
Molecule: messenger RNA, 1527 nt
Organism: Aspergillus uvarum CBS 121591
Lineage: Eukaryota; Fungi; Ascomycota; Eurotiomycetes; Eurotiales; Aspergillaceae
Product: putative MFS transporter
Exons: 11
Coding region: 1-1527 (508 amino acids)
Biological process (GO): transmembrane transport
Cellular component (GO): membrane
Molecular function (GO): transmembrane transporter activity
Source: RefSeq, a predicted model, not a curated record